This is a messenger RNA of Sitodiplosis mosellana (orange wheat blossom midge), 6778 nucleotides long. RefSeq names its product glutamine--fructose-6-phosphate aminotransferase [isomerizing] 2-like. NCBI's taxonomy places the organism in Eukaryota, Metazoa, Arthropoda, Insecta, Diptera, Cecidomyiidae. Gene Ontology annotation, molecular function: gamma-tubulin binding; L-glutamine:D-fructose-6-phosphate transaminase (isomerizing) activity; carbohydrate derivative binding. The record is from RefSeq and is a predicted model, not a curated record. Gene Ontology annotation, cellular component: spindle pole; centrosome; equatorial microtubule organizing center. Bases 2007 to 6569 code for a protein of 1520 amino acids. The transcript has 8 exons. Gene Ontology annotation, biological process: fructose 6-phosphate metabolic process; spindle assembly; UDP-N-acetylglucosamine metabolic process.
CACAAACGAAGUAAAUCCAACGGAGUUGAACAACUUUUUUUUAAACACGUCUAUUUUAACACAUUGUCUAUUAUGCGAAACCAAUAUUGUAGACAUUACAAAUGUCAAAUACUUAUGAUGAUUUUACGCACUUUCUUUUUCAUUAUCAUUUGAUUUUUGUUAUUGUUUUUUUUUUCGAUUUGUAUAUCUUGGAUUUUAUAUUGAGAUUUGAAUUGUAAAUUAAUUUUUUUUUGUAUAUUUCGAUUUGGCUUCUCUCGCUUUUACUGUAAUUUUUAUUGAUUUUUACUGCAUUUUAUAUGGAGAUUCUUUAUUAUUUUUGCAUUCAAAUAAAUAAAGACAAAUCAUUGAAUUUAUCGUGAAAAAACAAUUCGAUGGAAAGAAAAAAAUACUGUUUUUUCUCUCUCAACUGUCGAUUGAUGUGUGCAUUGACAUUCUUCACAUAUGAUUUGAUAUGAGACCGGGCAAAAUUUUCGGGGUGCGUUCACCACGUUGUCCACACAGUGACAGCGUUCAUCUAACACAUACGAUUGCAGUUGGCAGUUUGGCCAUAGAACACACAAUGAAUUGGCGCCAAAACAGUUAACCUUUCUGCGAUUGAAUCGUGUGUGUGUGUGGCAUUUAACUUUUUAAAAGGCAAGCACGCACACGUAAAGACGUAAACAAAGGCUUGGUUCUACCCUUUUGUUUGUUUUAUUUUUUCAAUCAGCAAAAAUUUAUCGAUUUGAUAACAAUCGAUAAGUUUGAAUUUCAAAGUGACGAAAAUAUUUUUAGUUGAAUUUUAUUCUCAAGUCAAGUGCAAUUACAUAAACAAGAAAAAAUGAGCGAUUUACCAUUGAAUGCCGUCGAAAAUACCCGGGACAGCUUGGCACAUGCCAUCGACAACAACAAUUCGAACUUAACGAAAUCACCGAUCAAAUUGUCAAUGACAGAGAAACGUGUCAUCGGUGGCCUGAAACAAUUGACUGAAUUGCUGUUCAAGCAACACUACAAGCAACAAGAUGCGGGUCAAUGCCAAAACGCCGUCACUCAAAGUGAUGAACCAUUGCAAUCCGAUGAAGUGACCACCAGCACGAAAUUCGAAGCCACUUCAAGUUGUCACUUGCAAACAGAUAAGGAGAACGAUGAACGUUUCCAACAAUACAUUGACGACAAACAAGGUGAACAUUUCUGUGCAUUGGUGAUAAAACAGUUGACGACCAACAGAUCGACAAUUGAUCACAGCGAAGAAUGGCAUCGCGGCCAAUUGGAAGCGUAUAAUAUGGCGCAUAAGCGUCUAUUUGAACAAGUUGAAUAGACCAACCGACCACAACAAACAGAAAUGCUUAGCUUUGAAACAGACUUUGUGUCGGAAUAACGCAUUCAAAAUCACUGAGACCAAAAGGCAUAAUCUGAUUCUUUUUCUCUAAAGCAAUUAGUUUUAUUUAAACAUUUUCUAAAAGUUGAUUUAAAUUAUUCUUUUCUCACACAAGAUUUUCAAUUUUUUUUGCGCAUUUUAACAACACUCGAUACUUCUAAGUCGAGCGAUUUUACACAGUAUUUAUUCUAACAACGAGCGUUUUUAAACAUAUUUAUAGCGAGAAAAAAAACUACGAUUGACUUAAUUAUUUCUUGCAUAUUUUUCAUUAAUUUCCUUGAAAUGGUUAUGUUCCUAAUUGAAAAAAUACAAAGAAAAUUGGUUUAAAUAAUAAAAUCAUGUGUUUUCAUUGGUAUUGGUGAUGUGUUGGAAUGCACAAAAUAUUUUCCCUCUAUUUUUGUCAUCAUACCGUCAAAAAGUCCGUUUUUUCUUUCACUUUGAAUCCCAACGCAGAAGAUAAACAAUGGCACAGAACGCAGCCACUUUUCGGUGACCAUGACACUGUUGACUGUCAAACAGAAAAGAAAGAAUAGCUGUAGCAUCGAUUAGCUGUCAAAAUUGGUGCAAAAAUCGUUCAGUUCACAAUUCAAACGAAUUUUUCUUCAAACAAAAUAAAAUUUCAAAUGUGGUUUUUAAGCAAAUAGACGGGGAAAUGGAUCAGUCCAAAAUGAGUUUGCAGCAGCAAUCGGAUCAAGUGAGCAUUCAGUUGUUGUUGGAUGAUUUGUGUAAAAGUAUUUACAAAGAUGUGAAUGCAUCGAAAGACGUAAUUGCGCACAGUUUAUAUCGGCCAUCUGGCCACCAAAAGAACGAUACCAUUCCCGAAGAGUUGUUGAAAAAAUGCAGAAAAAAAGCAUUCGAAACAUUGUUGCGGAAAUCAAAUGUAAAAUCCCUGUCAGCGAGCCGAUCAUCGAUAGAUGAGGGCUAUUCGGAAAUCAUCGAUCCGGUGCGUGAAUUGCAGUACAGUCAAUUCGAGUAUAGUAUUUUUGUUGGUGAAAUGCGACCAAAUUUUGGCCCUUAUGGUUUUAUUAAAGAGCGACAGGAGAAGAAGAUUUUGAAGAAACUUGAAUUGUUCAAAGAAUGUGUACAAUUCGUUGAUGGUAACGAUUACUUUUGCAACGAACAAAAUGAUGGAUACUCGAUUCUAUGGUUUCUCACACUGCUGAAGAAUAAAAGCAAUAUGGAUACGCUGCUGGCCGCUGAAUCAUACUUUUCGUUAGCUCUCAAUCAAAUGCCAUCAUUUCCCGUGAUCCAAGUGAAGUAUUUCAAAUUGAAUUGGGAACCAAAUGUUGAACUUGAGCACAAUCCAUACUGCCAAGCGAUGCGUAAAUUGAGCCGAAGGUCAAAGUUAUUUCAUUUGCCCGGGUUAGCCGGGCUGGUGGACCAAUCGUCGAGACAAACAAGCACGCAAAUCCAGCCAAAUAUUGUACAGGAAGUAUUGGACAGUGUAAGAAAUCGCAUUCGGCCAAGCAAUAUUUAUUACGAAGCCAAUAAAUGGGAACAUCAAGGCCUUCGGAUAGCAUUAAACAAAGACACCGAUCCGGAACUCAUUGCAUCGCUAUACGAGAAGAAGUUUUGCACCGAAUUGCCGGAUACUGCAUUGAAUUUAAUGGCCAUUGCAGCCGAAAGGCAUCAGCAACAAUUCCAGGCACAUAUCAUCGAUAGCAAACGCUUUAAUGAACACAUCAAAUUGCUGUUGAUCGGCAUCGAGUCCGAGUCAUUUGUUUACGAUCCAAGCAGCAUGACAUUUAGAUUAGUUGAACACUUAACCGUAGAAAACAUAUUGCCAGACACAAUUGCACACUUUGUGCUGGAUUUCAUCGAAUGCGGCGCAUGCUACAAGAGGCUUAAAUCUUUAAUCAGUACAAAUAAUUUCCAGCUGAAGUACAACGGAUUUGUGUUUAAGACCCUGUGUUCAAGCUUGGAUAGAUAUUUAGAAACAUUCAGAAGUGCUAUUAUUGUGGAUAGAAAUGAAACGAUUUGUGAACUGCUGGUGCGAGUCUCACCUCUUAUCAAACAAGUUCGCAUUUUGGCCAAGUUGCUGGCUGUUCACCCGAGUGAUGCUGAUCGUGAUCUGAGUUCCUUGGCCUAUGGAUCUGAAUUCCUUGGCUAUUUGUACAACCAAAUUACGGAAGUUACACAGCAAGAUGUUUACGCUUUGUUGGUGUUCAUUCUGUCGCAAUGCUGUGCUGUGUAUUUUCGACGUUUUUCAAAUUGGAUAUACCAUGGAACCAUCGAAGAUCCGGGACAAGAGUUGUUCAUUGAAUUCAACAACUAUUACGUCGCCAAGACCAAGUCAUUUUUCGACAAAGCCUUCAUAAUCAAAAUAUCUUCGGUGCCAGGUUUUUUGCGCGGCUGGGAAAAUUCGAUUCUCUUAUGCGGCAAAUAUUCAAAUCUUCUAAAAGUUUAUAAUCCAACGCAUCCGCUUUUCAGCAUAAUACCACCUCAACUCACCGUAUGUUUAUCGUUUGCUCAAAUCCGGGCCGUUGAAGCGGAAUGUCAAAAGUAUCAAGUGUUGGCUCAAGCGGCUUGCGGUCGCCCCUUUCAACUUGACAAUCUGUUCAAACGACGCCAAGAAAAGCGACUUGAAUUGGUGAAAGUGAUAGCUGAACGAACAAAGCUGAAUCUGGAGCAAUGGAAGGCAGAGCAAGAGGUAAAAGCAGCCAAGAAACAAGAGAAACAUGAAAAAAAUCGAUUGGAGUUGAUGCAACAAAUUGAAGAGAUUCGUGCGCAAAAGUUACGGAAACGACGUGAGGAAGUGGAAGCCGAUUUGGAAUACCUGCGACAAAGUGAAUUGGUCGAGUUAGAACUUAUCGAACGGGAAAAUGAACAACGAAGAAAAAAUAUCGAAUACUACAAUGAACUGGCGCAAAUCGUUGAUGCCCAGCAGAAGCGUACGGAUACUGAAAUUCGAGAGCUCAAAUCAAAGUUGUCGCACAAAACCAAUAGAAAUGAGUCAAACGAGGAUAUAGAAAAUACACUGGUAAACAUUGAUCAUGCGGAAGCAGAAAGUGAUCAGUCCGAUGCAGAGUCUGUUUACUUCGAUGCAGAUAAGAGCACCUCGAGCACAUCAAGCAAGGCAUUUCAAUCACCCGACAUGCUAAAAUCACCGGAUACAGCUCAAACGCCAGAGAUUUUGCAAGCCGCAGCUGCCAGCAUAUCAAGAAGUGCUUCAGACCAUAUCAAUUCGAAUGUGAUCGAUAUGUUGUCGCAAGAUCGAGCCAGAAAUCGUGCGAAUGUCCUAAAAUCCAAUAUCAAUCUGAUUGCUACCGAAGAAGUUACACAAAAAGUGGAUAUUCCAAAUGGGCCGUUGACCGAUGCACAGAAAAAUAAACUGAAAAUGUUGCAUCAAGAAUAUGGGUUGAUUGAUGCGAACGCAAAUACGGAGGUGAUGAUGCGCGAUACAGCACCUGCCGAACUAACCGAAUUGCAGAAAAAUCGAAACAAAGUAUUGGCAUCGGAAUUUGGCAUCACCGAUGUUGUUGUGAAUGUGUCCACAGAAAAUCGAUGCAAUGCAGCUUUCAACCGGAAUAAGAAAUUAGCACAGGAAAAUAGUCACACGUUUGGGAAACUGGAUGAAGUCAAUGCCAAUAAGCCAAUGACCGAUUUACAGCUAAAUAGACAAAAAGUGUUGAUGCAAGAAUAUGGUAUGAACAGCAUCGAGACUCGCACAACUGCCGAAGCCACCACACUUCGAAAUAAAUUGAAAGCAAGUUUGAGCUUGGAUUUGGAUAAUACUAAAAUGACGCAGCCGAAUUUACUGUCACCAAAAGCAUGUCAAAGUGAUUUCGUCGUUUCGCCCAUGUCAACAACAUCCGAUGAAUUGAUCGCUAGUUCGUUGAACGAAGCGGGUAACGAUAAAUCUCCACCAAAAGUAAGACUUGACUGUUCGAUUGCCAAAGAGAAAGAAGUGAAUUUCGAUCAAUUCACUGCCGAUAUCGAAGAGCGACCAACUCCGAUGAGUGCUCUAAAUACAGCUGGCAUUGAGAGACACAACGGAGGAUUCGAGUUUAACGUACCGUACAAGAGUCAACCGACAUUCUCUCAAAUCCUGCGUCCAUCGUCCGGUUCAAGUAGCAUCUUCGACAUUUCAUCACGAUUGAGCGCAACCAGGAGCAAUAAGGCAACUCCACCAUCACCGAUCAAUCAAUCAUCGAAAUCGCUUUCAAAAAGCGAACUACAAGACUUGAGCUCAGGCAAUUUGGCCUAUUUCCUGGAGCAAUCAUUCACCAUUCCGCUUCAAGUGUUUUCCAACAUUCUCAACAAUGAAAUUCUAAAGAUAUUUUUCCAUGACCUUGAUGUUUUGAGCCAUUUCCAAGAUUUACGUAACUAUUUUUUCAUGAUGGACGGCGAAUUUGCCAGUAAUGUUUGUGAUGGGCUAUUGAACAAAUUGCAGGUGGUACGCAAACCAAGUGAACUGCUCAAUUCAUACACAUUACAUUCAAUUUUGGAAAGUGCGCUGCAGUCAAGUGUCGGUGGAAUCAACAAAAAUGCAGAGAAUUUAUCGUUUUGCAUUCCAAGCAUACCGGAACAGUUUGACAUGACUUCACCGAACGUAUUGAGCGAACUGCAUCUGAGCUACAAAGUUGAAUGGCCACUCAAUCUUUUGCUGAGCAACGAAGCCGUUGAACAUUAUGACAAAGUAUUUCAACACCUUCUCAAAUUGAGGCGAAUUACUUGGCUCCUAGACGAGUGUCUCUAUAAAUUAAAGGACAUCCGCAAGCAAUCGGCUGAAAAUAUCCAAACAUCAUCACAAUUCCGUCACGUUCAACAAAUUCGACACAAAUUACUUUGUUUUGUGGAUGCGCUACAAAAUCAUAUCAUAUCGAUUGCCAUAGAAGGCUCCUGGCUCAAAUUCCAAACUGAUCUCAAAACCGUCAAAUCAAUGGAAGAUCUGUACAAAAAACAUACCAAAUACUUGAAACGGGUCAAGUUCUUGUGCAUGUUGAAUCGAAGUAGUCAUGAGUUUUAUGUCAAAGUUGAGGAUAUUUUUGUGGUCAUUCUUCGAUUUUGCAAUAAAUUGCAGUCGAAAAACUGGAAAUGUGAUAAUGGAGUGUAUUCGCAUCCAAACUACGAUAAGCUAAUACAAAUCGAGGAGGAUUUCACGAAACUCAUCAAGUACAUCAUUUAUGCUGGUAAUAAGAUGUCACAGUGUGGCUACCAGGCCGAAAUCGGCGAAUUUAUUUACAUGAUUAAUAUCAACGGGUUCUACGAUUAAAUCCAUUCGACUUUAGCUCAAUCACAAUACGCUAAUAGACAAAUUUGUUUUUAAUAUUUAAAUACAUUCAAUAAAAGAAAAUACUCAUAUCAUAGUGUGUGUGAAAAUGUAACUAACUUGGUUUCGAUGUGUAAAUUUUAUUCUUAAAAUGUGUUGAAAAAUACUCUUCAUCUUUAAUAAAAGCUAAAAGCAAUUAAUUUACAACAAAA